Molecule: messenger RNA, 264 nt
Organism: Peronospora matthiolae
Lineage: Eukaryota; Oomycota; Peronosporomycetes; Peronosporales; Peronosporaceae
Source: the annotation of a GenBank genome assembly
AUGACUGAGUCAAAGCCUACGUCCAACACCCUGGAAGAAUGCACCGAAGAGGGCAUGGUGGACUACGAGAGUUACAUCGCUGCCUCGAGCAUCUUCGACCAUCCUCCACCCACGCCAGGGGCGCGUGACAACACGCGCAUCGCAUCUAAUCCAUUCGUGGAACGCGAUGAGGUACAUUCACCUAUCGUACAGCGUACAGUCUUCGACCCCGCGUCGGGUAUGCUGCACAACACUUUCGAUGAAGGCCAAGCACAACGUCUUUAG